AUGUCCAACUGCGGUGAUGUCAACAACGUCAGCGACAUCAACAACAUCAACAGCACAGCCACGAGAGGAUGUUACUUAGAGAAGCCCAAUUCUGUGGUAAACGAGUCGGACAUAUGGCCAUGGCGGGUAGGGCUGUACGGUAUUGGGGGCUCCUGUAUCGCGUGUGUUGGGCUGGUGUGUAACAGCAUCGCCGUGCUCGUCCUGGCCAACUACGGUGUGCUGUACCCAACACCCCGUAUUGCGCGCACGUGCGCGUCCUACACUGUUGUCCUCAUCACUUUGGAGAGGUACAUCGUUGUGGUAUGGCCGCUCUCUGCACACAGGCUUUGUCAGAAGCGAGUAGCGAUUGGAUGUGUCGUAGGAGUGGUGGUUUUCGCCUUGUGCUACCACAUACCUCUGUACAUGGCCUACUCUUGUGGUGACGUGUGGGAUGAAGAGAGCGACAAGUGGAGGUACAUUAUGUACAGGACUUCCGUGGGCAAGAGUUCUUGGUUCAAUGACGUGUACGUGACGUACAUCAACCUGGCCCUGCACUUUCUGUUGCCCUUUCUGAUCCUGCUCACGUUUAACUCUCUCAUGUUGUGGGAGCUGUGGCAUCACCCGGGAGUCAGGACAGGACUCAAUGAAACAGACCGACAGAGGCGGGCUCGCAGAGAACAGCGGCUCACUGGCAUGGUAGUGUGUAUGACAGUCAUUUUCUUUUUGUGUGAGCUUUUCCCAGCUGUCUCUCUCAUACUGACCAGCGGACUCAACACGUUCGUCGAGUGCUCACAGGAAUGCAACAGGUCAGUGCACCAAGCUAUGGCGGGGAGUGUUGGGGGUUCAAGAUUCAGCGCAGUGGCUGACACAAUUGUCAUGGUGAACUCGGCCAUCAACUUCGCCAUCUACUGCGCCGCGGGGAAGAAGUUCCGGGCUGUUUUCAUCACGGUCUUCUGCGGGCGACGCCGGCGGGAACAAACCGCCGACUCUAGCCAUUGCGUCAACACUGGGACAGCUAUGACGAGGUUGUCCAGGCAGUCUGGACACUUAGACUAG
Aplysia californica (California sea hare) is the source of this 1035-nucleotide messenger RNA. RefSeq names its product FMRFamide receptor. NCBI's taxonomy places the organism in Eukaryota, Metazoa, Mollusca, Gastropoda, Aplysiida, Aplysiidae. The coding region runs from base 1 to 1035 and encodes 344 amino acids. Gene Ontology annotation, biological process: G protein-coupled receptor signaling pathway. Gene Ontology annotation, cellular component: membrane. Gene Ontology annotation, molecular function: G protein-coupled receptor activity. The record is from RefSeq and is a predicted model, not a curated record. The transcript has 6 exons.